This is a messenger RNA of Aaosphaeria arxii CBS 175.79, 1226 nucleotides long. RefSeq names its product glycosyltransferase family 34 protein. The transcript is spliced from 3 exons. Gene Ontology annotation, biological process: protein N-linked glycosylation. Lineage: Eukaryota; Fungi; Ascomycota; Dothideomycetes; Pleosporales. The record is from RefSeq and is a predicted model, not a curated record. Bases 1 to 1050 code for a protein of 349 amino acids. Gene Ontology annotation, cellular component: Golgi membrane. Gene Ontology annotation, molecular function: glycosyltransferase activity.
AUGGAUUCUCUACACAUGAUCAUACGAAAACCUAUAGUUAUUACCUUGGUUGUUAUCGGAACAUGGAUCAUUUUGUUCUAUCACUAUCAUGAUAUACCAAUGCAAUACUACCGCGAGUAUACUUCGGAUGUCCCAUUAGUGGUUGUCAACACACAAAAUGGCGAACCGCAAACUGGUUUCUUCAAGUUCCAACCUGAGUGGGAUUUCAAAGUCCCAACUAUUGCAAAGGGAUGGGAUGGAUAUGCUAGAGUUCCACGGAAUAGAGAUGUAGUCGUUCUUACAGCUAGCGAUGGCGGGGGACACAAUAGCGCAAUCAAGGAUAUCCUUGAGCGCGUGAUCGAUGACCGCAAACAUUACUGUGAGAAGCAUGGCUACACUCACCUCUGGUUGAACACUAGCCGGUACGAUGUUGGAGAUGCUCACAGAACGUGGUCAAAGAUUCCUGCUGUCGCUGAAGCGUUCUACCUUCAUCCUGCUGCCGAGUGGGUGUGGCUGAUUGAUACCGAUAUCAUCUUGAUGAACCCAGAAUAUGAUCUCGUGGAGCAAAUCCUUUGUCCCGAUGCUAUAAGAAGGAACGUAAUGCGCGACACACCAAUUCUUGAUGGGCAAUUGAAGGACAAGCCGACUCAUAUACGUACGCCCAAGGAUCCCCGCAUCGAAAAUAUGGAUAUUCUCAUUACACAAGACCAUGCCUCGGUCAAUACUGGCUCGGUAUUCUUCCGCCGAUCUGCAUUCACGCGCUGGAUCCUAGAAAUGAUGACAGAUUAUACCAUGCUUAUGGGACUAGAGCAUUCUGGCGCGGAGCAAGAUGCUCUUAAACAUCUGAUGCUGGAGCAUCAACUUGUGCGAGAUCAUGUAGCGAUUUUCCCGCAGCGCAAGUUCAAUGCAUUUGUCCAGGGUGGCGACAAGAUGGGCUGGCGUGAUGGAGAUCUUCUAGUUCACCUUGCCGGAUGCUGGGUCAAUAAGCAUUGUGGCGAGUGGUUUGAACAGUUCUGGUCGAGGCGUGGCCAGCUUUGGAAACCCGAGAAGGACCCACCACAGGGAGCCUAAAUUGUCCUCAUCAAAAGCAAGGUCGUCUACAUUUCAUCGUCGCUGUUGUGAUUCCAUAGCUGGCCAUUUUGGAGUUCGAUUUGAACCGAAGCGGGCGAUUCCUGGUAGAGUUGCACUGCUGAUUGGGUGUACUGGACUGUGAUGGCGUUUUUAGGCAAGGCGGAUCUUCAUAUGAG